Elgaria multicarinata webbii is the source of this 4967-nucleotide messenger RNA. RefSeq names its product spectrin repeat containing nuclear envelope family member 3 (gene SYNE3). Gene Ontology annotation, biological process: nuclear migration. Gene Ontology annotation, cellular component: cytoplasm; nuclear outer membrane; meiotic nuclear membrane microtubule tethering complex. The record is from RefSeq and is a predicted model, not a curated record. The transcript has 19 exons. Gene Ontology annotation, molecular function: actin filament binding. The coding region runs from base 427 to 3324 and encodes 965 amino acids. NCBI's taxonomy places the organism in Eukaryota, Metazoa, Chordata, Lepidosauria, Squamata, Anguidae.
ACACCCAGCCCUCCAGCUCGCCCGUGCAUCGAAGCUAGCGGAUCCCAGCCAGUGGCGCGCAGAGAGCGCCAAAGCCUCCCCUCCACCCCAACUCUGCGCAGCGCUCUGCAGGGAGAAAAUGAGUCAAGGCGGUCCUCGGUGGCGGCGACAGCAGCAGCAGCAAGCCGAGCCGAGAAGGCGGAGAGAGCCAGGCCCGGAGGGAGGAGUCUGCUACAACGCCAUUGAUCCGAAGCGGGCAGCCAGAGCCGCACGGCAACUCCGGGUCCUGGAGCCCUCCCGCUACAGGCCGGCGUUUUCUUGAACCGGAGCUUUCCGGACGGGAUCCUCUCCAAUCCGCGCCUCUCUUUGGAAACCGAGAAGUUCCUGUGACUUCACCAGGCAUAUAAUCACGGUUGCAGCUUGAAAACUGAAGUUUCUUCUCAUGCGAUGACCCAGCAGCCGCAGAAUGAAUUUGACAGCAGUGUGGAGAAGGCGGUAGAAUGGAUGAAGGCCAUCGAGGAGAGACUUCGGAUCAAUGACAACACCAAGGGGCCUCGGUCUGCCCUGAAGGCCAGGCUGAGGGAGACGGAGAAAAUUUGUGCGUUAGAACCCGAAGGCCGAUUGAAGAUGGACUUGGUUCUAAUGAAGGCUGAUGCUCUCCUUCAGUGCAUCGGUGAGGGAAAAAAGCCUGAGAUAUUAUCCAAACUGAAGGAUGUUAAAGCCAUGUGGGAAGAAACAGCCAUUUACAUUACUCAUUGUCACAGCCGUAUUGAAUGGGUGUGGCUGCACUGGAGUGAAUACUUGAAGGCCCAAGAUGAAUUCUACAUCUGGAUUCACAACAUGAAGGUGAUCUUGGAGCCCGACAUUGAGCUACAGCUCGGCUUAAAAGAGAAGCAAUGGCAGCUCAGCCAUGCCCAGGUCCUGCUCAAUGACGUGUUAAACCAGUCAGGGCUGCUGGAACGGCUACUGGAGGAAGCCUCCUCCCUGUAUAACAGGAUUGGAGACCCGAGCGUAGAUGAGGACGUCCAGAAAAAGAUGAAGGAAGAAUAUGAAGAUGUCAAGAAAGAAGCACAGAGAAGAGUGGGGCUGCUUGAAAAGAUAACCAAAGAACACGAGCGGUACAAGAGCAGUGUCGACCAGUUCCGGCAGUGGCUGACCCAGGUGACCGAGAGAUUAAACUGCUGCCUUGGCCAAGAAGCAAAACUGCCAGCAGAAAGUAGAAUUAAGUCAUUGCAGGACAUAGCCAAAGAUGUGAAGAGCGGCGAAAAGAAACUGAGACACCUGGAAGCUCAGUCUGCGGAGGUGAUGCAAAACACCUCCCCGCUGGGGGCAGAAAAGAUGAGCAGCGAACUGGAGGAAUUGAAGACAGCCCUGGAGAAGCUGAAGGUGGCGAGCGCUGAGGAAGAGGAGAGGUUGCUGAAGAGCCUGAAGUCGGAAAAUGCCUAUCACUCGCAAGCCAGGCUGCUGGAGGCGGAGGUGCAGGAGUUCCGUAAGAACCUGCAACGGCUAGGAAGCAACUUGGAACCAAGGGACAGAGCAAGAAGCGAAGACGACUUAAUCGCUCUGUGGAGAAAAUACAUGGCAACAAGGGCAGCUCUUACGGCAGAGGAAUCAAAGGUUGAGAGACUGAAGACUCAACUUAAGGAGUUGUUCAGGUUUUCACAAGACAUUCAGCCACUUUCUGAGAGUGUGAUACGGGCAAUACGGGAAUAUCAAAGCCUGAAAGGGAAGACAUUUAAAAUGAGCACUGAGACCGAAACCGAACUGAGGCAGCGCUUCCAGACCCCCCUGAGGGAGUUCCAGCUGUGGAAACCGUCGGCUCAAAGGCUUCUGGACACCACGGCAAAUAUUUCCGACCCUUCCUUGACAGACGCGUUCUUGCUUCAGAUUGAGGCAUUUUUGGCUGAAAGCUGCCGCUUUAAGGAACAGCUCCUGAUGUUACAGUUGAAAAAAGAUUUCCUGAGUAGUAUUUUUGAGGAGGAGAGAGCAAAGUCACUCGUGGCUGAGGCAGCUGAUGCCGCAAAGGAAACGGAACACCUGUACAAAGGUCUCCUUCAGAGGAAAAGCAGGUUGCAGGCUUUGGUAUCGCAGCAUCAAGACUUCGAUGCGGUCUUCGUGCCUUUGCAGAAGAAAUUGUCUGCCAUCAGGGCCAAGCUGGAUGCUGAGAGGAAACCGUUGUCCAAUCUAGUGGGUAAAGAAGCCCGGCUGCAGAGGCUACAGAUCAUCCACGGAGACAUGGCAGAGUGUGCUGUUCAAAUGGAAGAACUGGAGAAACUGGUGCAGUCCGACCCAGCACAGAUGCAUCAAAUCAAGCAGCUUUCUUCUGACUAUCAAAUCCUGAAGAGGUCUCUGGAGGUCAUGACAGCACAGAGUAAGCAGCAUGUUCAAGAACACUGGACAUUUAAUGACAAAUUGUCAGAUCUCCAGCAGUGGCUUAUGGUGACCAAGCAGGAGCUGGAAUCCUAUUGGGAUGCCAAAGGGGGAUGGAACACGAACAACAGGGCUCUGGACUUGGAGAGACUGCAAUCCGAGUAUCAAGACAGAGAGAUCCAAUUACACCUCAUUGAAGCCCAUGGGCAGUUGGUUGCAGAAAACUCUUCUUCAGAGGGGGCUGGGAAUAUCCAGACUGAAGUGAAGAAGCUGAAGGAAUCUUUCAUGUCUCUUAAAGGUGUGAUGUCGAGUCUCCUCCAGAAAAUCCAUCCAAACAGGACGUCAACAGAUGCAGGCAAAAGAAUAACCCUUUCGGGCAACAUACCAGCACGGGGAUUUGUCAUUCACUCUAUAGAAGAUCUAAACCACUCCUGGAAGAACACGGACCAAGGCGAAGAUACUAGUGAUCUCCAGCUCAUCCAGAACUUUGAACAGUGGUUGCAAGGAGAAAAUGCCAAGCUGUCAAAUAUUCUUGCCAUGAAGUUAUCCAGUAGUGAAGGACUUGAAGCAAGGAACAGCAGUCUAAAGGAGCUUCAAUCUCGUGUUCCUGAGGGUCAGCAUCAUUUUGAGGAUCUCUUGCGUCUUCAGCCAAUUGUCAAGAACCCUGAGGAACUGGAGGAGUUGCGUUACCGAUGGAUGCUCUACAAAUCUAAACUGAACGACUCCAGCAGCUCACUGAUGACAAGUUCUUUGGAAGAGCCCACGGCAUUCAGAAAGGGACGCCCCGCAGGAGCGUGUUCUUUCCUGCGUCGUGUGUGCUGCGCAGCUUUGCCCCUCCAGCUGCUCCUCCUGCUGCUGCUGCUCCUGGCCUUUCUGCUGCCCCUAGUCGAGGAGACCCACAGCUGCAAGCUCGCCAACAAUUUUGCACACUCCUUCAACCUGAUGCUGACAUACAAGCGCCCGCCGCCAACUUAAGUCUUCCACCCAGGCAGGUGCACUGAGGUGACACAUUAAGUUCUCCGAACAGCUUUUCCCUGGAAUGUCCCAUCUUCUGCAGGCUCUCCUGGAAUCCAGGACAACCAGUAAGGGACCCAUGUAAACUGGAAACUUGGUCAACUGGCCUACAUUGUCCAUUGUACGCUCAGGCUAUAGAAAUGAAGUAUUCAUAUUUAGAGCUAAAAUUAUAUUUUUAAAUAUAUGGCUAUAUUUAUACUGUAUAUAUGUAUUUUAUAUUUUGUCUCGCGGAAGGGUGUCCUGAAGUCAGUGUUUUCAACUUAAUCCUGACAAUUUUAUUUGUUUCAUUGUUGAAUAACAGUUUCCACUAACUCCUUGUUAAGCACAAAAAUUAAAGUAAGGGCAUCACUAGCUAGGAUGGCCGACAUGAAGAUACCAUGAAAAAUGGCAGCCAUGUGACAAGUUCCCCUUCCUCUACUCAUAAAUGUGUGAUUAUGAAAACUAUGGUUUUCACCUUAUUGAAGAAAUCUUAGUUGAUUCAUUGUAUUACCUGAUUUAUGCAAUUUGCAUAUGUUUGCAUAUGAGUAAAAACUAGACUUCCUAAACUAAACUCCUACUUCCUUUGUUUUUAGAGUAGGACAGUCUAGGCACCCAACCCCUGUUUUAGAGGUUGCACAUGUGUGUUGGUGCAGGCAUUAUCUUACCUCUCAUGUGUGAGAAAACAGGGAAUGCGUCUUUUAAGAUGGUGCUUGCUCUCUAAUUUUUAUAAAGACCAACAUUAAAAAUCAUUUUUUUAAACUGCUGCCUGGUAUUUUAAUUGAUUAAACUUUUUAAUAAAUUAAUCUAACUGAUUAGUACAUGAAACACUACAGCCCUACUGAAAACAUGCUCCAUAUUAUUAGCUAUUGCAGGACGGUGAGAUCAUAUGAUAUCAUGUUUUCAUAAUUUCAUGUUAUAGGCACAGAAGAGGGGAACUCAACACGGGAUUGCCAUUUUUGGUGGCAACCAUGAGUUUCUCAUCAUGACCAUUUCCACCCAAAAUCUUGGAAAUCUUGUAAUCUGGAACAUCUUAAAGAAUGUAGAAAUAAAUGGGAUAGAAUCGUGUUUAAAUAAACUCCGCCACAAUUGGACACUGCAAAAACAAAAAGUAGGAAAGAUUCGUUUUCAGUCAAUGGCUAUUUAUUGAGGUCAAUCUCCCUGAUUAUUUUGUCUCUCCAGCAUUGUCCAACUAGGACAACCCACAAAGUUGUUGAUAGGAGCUUCAGACUAGAGGGUACAUGGGGAACCUGGAGUUAUGUGCAUUACAAAUUGGACUGGAAGGAGAACUCUCAACUGCUACCCACCCCGACUCUGUGUUUGAGUACCAGAUUUGCAAAGUCUCCAGAAAUAAUGACGUGUGUGUGUGUGUGUGUGUGUGUGUGUAAGGGAGAAGCAGAGUACCCAUUCUGUACUGGGCCCAAAACAAUUCUGCUGGCAGCCCCAACUUUAUCUAUUCCAUACUGAAUUCCUAAGUAGGCAAACUUACUUACGUCUUCUUAAUCUUUUGUUCUCCGUCACAUGCUUGGCUGAAAAUGUAAAAACACAUGGGGAGUGCACCAUGUCUGGCCCUUCAGGUCAUUAUGGACCUGCUGAAAUCUGUAGCAAUUUGUUACUUUGUCGUCAUG